Messenger RNA from Pseudo-nitzschia multistriata, 1307 nucleotides. The record is from the annotation of a GenBank genome assembly. NCBI's taxonomy places the organism in Eukaryota, Bacillariophyta, Bacillariophyceae, Bacillariales, Bacillariaceae.
CUAAAACGGUACGUACCGUCCUCAUACCAUGGGAUUGCGGAUAGCGUCGCCUCGGUGGACGAGCUCCGAAGACCGACAGCCAUGCCAACGAGGGACGAGCUGCUGCCCGAAAUAGCCGCAACCAUUCCGGACGCCGCGGAUCAGAUUCUCUCUCGCUCCUAUGCUUUGUAUCGGGUCGACGGAGCCACGGCCGCAAACCUCCGAGCCGCUCACCGAGCCGCCGUUGGGUUUUUCCAAGAAGCUAUGCGGGCGGGUUGCGGCUGCGAGAGCGAUCGUCGCAGCAGCGGUGGGAACUCUGGGGGGUUGAUUGAGCGGUUUCGGCGGAUCGUGAACGGAAACUUGUAUGGCUACAACAUCCCUAUGCAAACCAAGGAACUCUUUCGAACCUGGCACCAUCCUCGAUCGGGUUUUGGUUCGGAACCAAACGGGGACAAGGGGGAGGAGGGAGCAGAAGAAAAAUUGUUUUCCCAACAGCAACCGUGGCCAUCGAGUGAGUUUUGUGUUCGAUCCUUUCGCGUCGCAAAGGAUCUCGACCAAUUGCUUUCAGAGUGCCUAUCGCAGAUAAAGAUAGCACUGGGUCACCGUCUUCAAGUCCACGCUUGCAAUUCCGGUAGCGCGAAACUUCUGUCGAGCAAACGGCGACAGCCUGUAUCUCUGGAAGAUUCGGUGCCCAAGCGUCGCCGAACAUCCCUUGCUGGCAUUGGCAAACCGAUCGAUAUCGAGAGCGGGCGGGACACCCACGUGGACUUCCUUCGAUCUGCCGGUUGCCCGCUGGACUACUUUUUCUACCACAACCGCGUUCCACACGCCACGAAUUGCAGCGAACACAUCGACCGCGGUGCUCUCGUGGCCGUGUGCCUCACGGACGUCCCGGGGCUGGAGGUCUGUGCGUCGGCGCCUGCGACCUCGUCCGAGCGCUUGUUUUUGUGCCCCGAAGUCCUGGUGCAUAACGAGAGUCUCUACCGGGAACGCUCGGAGAAUUCUAGCUGUUCCGACCUAGUGUGCAUCAUGGCGGGGGAUCAAUUGUCUCGGGUGCUGCUGCCUCGAGAAAACAACCACGGUUAUCCACAAAGAAUAACUCCUUGCGUCCAUCGGGUGCGAAAUCCGUUGAAGCGUGCGAGAGUAUCGAUAUCGUACGAGCUGAGAUUGGACGAUCCUUAGAAAUGGUUUCGAUUCGAUCAAGGGCCGAAGCAAGCUACCACGGCAGAGUGCAUGAAAAUGCCUUUUUCGGACUCUGGGAUUCUACCAUUCGAAGUAUGGGCCCGACCAUUGACAAUCUUCUUUAGGAACAAAAAUAAUCGUUUCAA